Messenger RNA from Propithecus coquereli (Coquerel's sifaka), 1121 nucleotides. RefSeq names its product pseudouridylate synthase 1 (gene PUS1). Gene Ontology annotation, cellular component: nucleus. Gene Ontology annotation, biological process: mRNA pseudouridine synthesis; tRNA pseudouridine synthesis. Lineage: Eukaryota; Metazoa; Chordata; Mammalia; Primates; Indriidae. The record is from RefSeq and is a predicted model, not a curated record. Gene Ontology annotation, molecular function: RNA binding; pseudouridine synthase activity. The transcript is spliced from 3 exons. Bases 1 to 879 code for a protein of 292 amino acids.
AUGUCCCUUGCAGCUGCUCUGUGGCUGGCGUCCCCUGCGGAAAGUCCGCUCCAGGGCUUCGUGCCUCCCUGGGUGGGGAGGGGCCGUCCUCACGCGCCCCUGCUCACCUGCCUGCCUUCUCGUUCCCGCCUCUGCCCAGGACUGAAGAGGGUCACGGGCGGGUUCAACUCCAAGAACAAGUGUGACGCCAGGACGUACUGCUACAUGCUGCCCACGUUUGCCUUUGCCCACAAGGACCGGGACGUGCAGGACGAGACCUACCGCCUGAGCCCCGAGACGCUGCAGCAGGUCAACAGGCUCCUGGCCUGCUACAAGGGCACCCACAACUUCCACAACUUCACCUCGCAGAAGGGGCCGCGGGAGCCCAGCGCGCGGCGCUACAUCCUGGAGAUGCUCUGCGAGGAGCCCUUCGUGCGGGAGGGCCUGGAGUUCGCCGUGAUCAAGGUGAAGGGCCAGAGCUUCAUGACGCACCAGAUCCGGAAGAUGGUCGGCCUGGUGGUGGCCAUCGUGAAGGGCUACGCGCCCGAGAGCGUGCUGGAGCGCAGCUGGGGCGAGGAGAAGGUGGACGUGCCCAAGGCGCCGGGGCUGGGGCUGGUGCUGGAGAGGGUGCACUUCGAGAAGUACAACCAGCGCUUUGGCAACGACGGGCUGCACGAGCCCCUGGACUGGGCGCAGGAGGAGGGCAAGGUCGCGGCCUUCAAGGAGGAGCACAUCUACCCCACCAUCGUCAGCACCGAGCGGGACGAGCGCUCCAUGGCCCAGUGGCUCAGCACGCUGCCCGUCCACGACUUCAGCGCCACUGCCCUGGCGGCAGCUGGCACAGGUGCCAAGGUCUCCAGCCCCCAGGAGGGCAGCGGAGGGGAUGGGGACACCGACUGAGGCCGUGGGAGCUGCCCGCCGCAGCGCCUCGCAGCCGGCCAGGACGUGCGCGCAGCAGCUGCCGGGUCACUGCAGCCGAGAGUCUCACUGUGGCCCAGCGCCAGGAGUGCCUGGGCGGGUCAGCCGGGCCUGGCUUCAUAACCUCAGGGUCUCGACACCCAGAACCUUCUGAAUUUUCAUCACAGGAAUAACCUGCUUCAAAUCUAUUUUCAGCUCAUGGGUUACAUACGUACACCUCAGCA